AGUCGGGUUGACAAGGGUUCAAACUCAAAGACAUAAUUAAUAUAUCUUUGAAAGGAAGAAGUAACUUAAGAUUGAAAUGAUCCUGAAUUUGAUGUAUCACUUAGGUUGCUUGUGUCCAAUAAAUUGGAAAGUUUCUUAUACACUUUAUUGGGUAUCAAUUACUUAUGCUAAUGAGCUACAACUUGUACAUAAUAAGGUUUUCACAAGGGGUUCGGUUUCACUUGACGAGGUGAAACUAGGUCGAUGUGGGCCAGUAAUAUCGAUUAGCAGUCUAAUACCCAUAAUACCCAUAUAUUGCUAUUGAGAAAAGUCUUAAGAAAAGUUCAAAAAUUGUUAUAUUAAAUAAAUUGCUACGAUAUUGCAAUAAAUGAUGCAUGCGUUUUAAGUUCAGUUCCUAUAGGUUUUUAUGGUUCCUCUUUAAUCAUUUAUCACAAUCUGUGUGAUAGGGAUGAAUCGUAUCUCAAUUUUAUGUUAUUUUCCCAACAAAUAUUUAACAAGAAUCUCCAAUCUUUUUGGCAUCUGCCUAACUCAUUGGUUGAUUAAAGAUUCCCCAUCGAUUUCGUGCUGUAACUGGUGGCUGGUUUCGAGUUCGUGACUCUUUUCCAAAAUGCAACCAACGACCUUGCGACUUGUUGGCUGCGGAUUCACCUCGGAGAGUCGCCGAGAGGCCCGGAGAAACGUAGAGAGAGCCCCAAAAGUUGGCACCAGAUGGGCACCGGUUGGCGGCAUUACUCGUCGGAUUGGGGGAGCUGACUAACGGUUGUCGGCGUAGAUUGUCGCCACCGGAAACCAGCAUGGAUAUAUGUAUGUAUGUACAUUCGUUCGAUUUGGCCAAAGCGAAUGGAAUGCUCCACUGCCAUUUAUGCAGUUCCUUGCCCAAUCGCUUGACUCAGCUCUGAGAUGCGAAUUAAUUAAAAGUGGAUGAAAUACUAGCCACUGCCACAGCCACAGCCACUUAGCUGCCAAUUGUGAGCAAGGUCGCCGCGGUUAGAGCUUCCAAAUGCCGGCUAAAUGCCUUUUGGCCCGUUCGAGGCAAUUACGGUGGCUAAGUGACCGGCUCAGCAAUGUGGGCGCUGGUCCCGCUGGUCAGGUGGAAGUCGGAUCGGCGAGGGGUUGAUGCUUGUGCGUGUGCGAGUGCGUAAUUGCGCCUGUGCUCCGCCCAUUCCCUCCACCAAGUCGUCGAAACUUGCCAUUUUCGUUUUCUAAUUAAACGAGUGGCAGCAAACGAUUGAUCUUGUUUUGAUACCCUGCAAGUGGGCACUUUGGACAUGGCUGUUACUACGAGGAUUGUCUGUUAGUCACGUAAACAUGGCGUAUGAGUAAUAAGCGGCAUAACUAAACAGUAGGCAAUAAACUUACUUAUUUAAUUAUUGCGUUAUGUGGUACAUCCAAUUGUAAUUUAAAUAUUUUUAAAUAAGUUACAAUUUAAAAGUUCAAUUAAACAUUAAGAAAACUACCUCAAUUAUGUUAAGAACAAACACAUAAUCAAAAAAUGAUAUUAUUUAUAUUAACCCUUUGAUAUUAAUGAAUUUUCUUGAGAGAGUACCAAAAAUCACCAGUAAACACCGACACUGUUCUUGUGGCAACUGCAAAUGCAACUGCAACUGCCACAAUAUGAGGCACUUAUUACAUCAGACAAAUUUCGGCUGGAGAACCUGAGAAUGUGCCGAAAAACGGCGAAAAAAUGAAACCAGAUCGGCCGGCGAGUCAGCGGAAAACGAGUCUGGUGUUGGUGGUAGCUUGGUAACUAGGUAGCUGGGUAACUGGGUAUCUUGGAGCAGCGCUCUUGAACGUACUCAAAUGGACUUUGGUGAGUGGUGUGCCUCGGCAGCAGCAAUAGCAGCAGCUAUUCCAUUGAGAAAAGCCAGCACCAAUGAUGAAAUCCGCACCAGAAACACGAAAUCCGCCAUCAGCUAUGAGGUCUGGGGUGCAAGAUCGAGAUCGAGAUCGGGCAGCCACCAAAUGAGACGCAAUUGUCACUCUGCCCAUUAGAUUGUCCAGUUUUUUUUUUUUUUUUCGUCCGCUGACAACUGCCGCCAGUUUCGAAUAUAAAACUGAAGACCAGGCGGAAAAUGCAUCUCACAUUUGAGCUGAGUUCUCGCAGUGCAGACACAUCCAAACCAGAGCUCCCUCAUUCACACAUCCUUCGCCAUGAUUGCCCAGACUCUGUUCGUUUUGGCACUGAUCCUGUCCGCUGUGGUGGCCAUUCCCAUUGAUCCCUAUGGACUGUCGGCUCCGGGACUCACCUAUGCGGCUCCCAAGCUGCUAGCUGCUCCUGCCAUCUCCUAUGCGGCUCCCAAGCUCCUGGCUGCUCCUGCCAUCUCGUAUGCCGCUCCUGCCAUCUCAUAUGCUCCCAAGGUCCUGGCUGCUCCCGUUGCCGUGGCCAAAGUGGCUGUGGCCGAGCCCUACGAUCCCAAUCCGCAGUACAGCUUCUCGUACGGAGUAACCGAUCAUCACACCGGCGACUCCAAGCAGCAGGAGGAGACCCUGGUCAACGGAGUCGUCCACGGCAGCUACUCCCUGGCCGAGCCCGAUGGCACCAUUCGCAAGGUCACCUACACCGCCGACAAGGUCAAUGGAUUCAAUGCCGUCGUGGAGAAGAAGGGCGUGGCCGCGGUGGCCAUUGCCAAGCCAGCUCUGGCCAUCGCCGCCGUUCCCGCCAUCACCAAGAUUGGAUACGCCUCGGCGCCCGGCCUGAGUCUGGGUGGAUACCACUAGGCGAUGAGUCUCCAGCGAUGACAAACUCCAUGGCCUAAGUUGUAGGACCGUUGUUAAAUAGUUCUAAUGCAUUUACCCACAUUUCUGUCAGUCAAAACCCGAAACACAAAGGACGUGCGUGCUGUUGCCACCCCGCUGUUGACCCCCACAUUCCCAAUUCCCAAUCUCCGAUCGAUGGAUCGCCAACAUAGACUACGUUUAGGGAUACCGUUCUGGGGAUCUGGGGAACGGCUAUCGGCCACUUAGUGAAUUAGUAACUGCAUUUACUGAAUAAAAGUUUCGGUACAAAAAAA
Messenger RNA from Drosophila yakuba, 3011 nucleotides. RefSeq names its product larval cuticle protein A2B (gene Cpr64Ac). The record is from RefSeq and is a predicted model, not a curated record. The transcript has 2 exons. Gene Ontology annotation, cellular component: extracellular matrix. The coding region runs from base 2152 to 2718 and encodes 188 amino acids. NCBI's taxonomy places the organism in Eukaryota, Metazoa, Arthropoda, Insecta, Diptera, Drosophilidae.